Molecule: messenger RNA, 1066 nt
Organism: Lentinula edodes (shiitake mushroom)
Lineage: Eukaryota; Fungi; Basidiomycota; Agaricomycetes; Agaricales; Omphalotaceae
Exons: 3
Coding region: 166-957 (263 amino acids)
Source: RefSeq, a predicted model, not a curated record
GGUAAGCCCCUCGAUUCCGCAUUCCCUACUUUGGAUGACAGCCAAGCGGUGCCGGUGUAUUUAAGGGCAGACCGCUUUUCGAACUUUCUCCAUUAACGCCUCUUGCUCUUGGCCAUUACUUUUCGCGCCUCCGCCACAACGUCUAAACCUAGAUCUUGGUUCAUUAUGCAUGGUACCCCACGCACCUAUUCCUAUGAUGAUCAGGGAAUCGGAUAUUCACAAAACAAUGCGACCCAUAGUGGGUCCAACUAUCCAUACACUCAACAAAUUUUCCAUGAACAAAACAGCGGCCAUUAUUAUCCUUCUACAAGCCAGAUUACUGGUGCAAUGGCCCAUGGUCACUCCGACCCCCGAUAUAGCCGUUCUACAACACCUGCUCCCGGAAUGGGAAACCGCUAUGGACGACACCCAACGGAUCCCAGGUACUACCAAGGCUCAUCAGGAACGAUAGCCUCGUCAUCACACAACGGAAACGAUUCUCCCUCGGCUCCCUUGUUUAACAUCCACCAGUAUCCUUCCUCUCAGAAUCCUUCUGGCCAUCGUAGUCGAUUCAUUCCUACUCCUUCAGACAUCGUUCACGCUUAUAGCAAUUAUCCGGGGUCCAUUUCAGACCAACAUAUCUCCCAGUCGCCCUCGACGUACUCUACUCCGGGACAUCACUCCCGUCAUCAUCGUCAAACUUCGACGAGUCCCAUCCUGAGCAGCAGUCGAGCCGCUCCUGUACGCGCCUCUUACGGGUCUGCCACAUCCCCCAGCAAUGAGCGCUAUCCAUGCGAGAUCUGCGGUAAGACUUUCUCUCGAUCUCACGACCGCAAGAGGCACCACGAAACGCAGCACAUCGCGAGCCCUGUUCUGCACCGCUGUCGCUACUGUCGCAAGGAAUUCAGCAGAGCUGACUCACUGAAAAGGCAUCUCGAUAAUGGAUGCGAUGAAAUGCCCGCUAACUCGAAUAAAUGAUGCUUUCCAAGUCAAUUUCGAGCUCAUCGACCGAACGCCCCGAGGACGAAGAGGACGGUAUAACUCUCGGCUAGUGCGCGUACAGAUCUUGGACAAUGCCGUGCUAUAC